This is a messenger RNA of Pyricularia pennisetigena, 1164 nucleotides long. RefSeq lists its product as uncharacterized. The coding region runs from base 1 to 1164 and encodes 387 amino acids. NCBI's taxonomy places the organism in Eukaryota, Fungi, Ascomycota, Sordariomycetes, Magnaporthales, Pyriculariaceae. Gene Ontology annotation, molecular function: catalytic activity; pyridoxal phosphate binding; molybdenum ion binding. The transcript has a single exon. The record is from RefSeq and is a predicted model, not a curated record.
AUGAAGAUCACCGCCAUCAACGUCUACCCAAUCAAGGCCCUUCGUCCAAUUUCUCUGGACUCGGCUGUGCUCACGCCGCAGGGCAUCCUCUAUGACAGGACGUACAUGCUCUUCAAAGUCGAGCCGGACUCGUCGCUGCGCAAGUUACAGUUAUCAACCUUUCCGCAAUGUGCCCUCUUCUCUCAGGAGAUCGUUUCUUUAUCCACGUCUUCAUCGAAUUCUUUCUCCAGCGACACUAUCCUCGUGAGAUAUCACAUUCCAAAUCCACCGCUCAUUGACCAUCAUCCCCUGCAAGAUACAACCCUCUCAGUCCCACUCGUCCCGGAUCCCACGGCGUUCGAGCCCAUCUCGGUUGAUCUUCAUGGCAGUCCCGCCGAGGCUCUCCGUAUGGGAGAGCCUUAUGACGCCUUUUUCUCUGCCUGCUUUGGAUUCCCCGUGAUUUUAGUCCACAUCGGCUCCGGACGUCGCCCUGUCCUCGGCACCCUGGCACCCGGGUCCUCGCCUGAGGAGCAGCCGAAGCAACAGCAAUCCUCAUCCCUGUUGUCCUCCUUGACGUCCUACCUUCCGUCUUUCCCAGCCCAUCUCUCCCAGGAAAAGGAAAAGCAUGGCAAGGGACAGCCCUGGCUCACAUUUACCGACUGCGCACCCUACCUGAUAACCUCAAAUUCGUCACUUUCUUAUCCGCCCCUGGCCCCGAUCCAAGAGCAACAACGAGCCCCCUCAAUCAUGAGCAAAUUCCGUCCCAACAUCGUCGUCGACGAUCCGGCAGAAGCCCCCUUCGCCGAGGACUUUUGGGCCGAGCUUUCCCUGCCUGGCUCAACGCAGCGCAACGCCAGGUUUCUUCUCACGGCAAAUUGCGGCCGCUGCUCCUCCCUCAACGUCGACUACUCCCUCGGCCGAGCUGCUUCGGGGCCAGAGGGCAAGCUGCUCAACACGCUCAUGAAGGAGCGCCGCGUUGAUCCAGGGCACAAGUAUGCUCCGAUCUUUGGCCGAUAUGCAUUUUUGGCGGUCGACUAUGGGGCAAUAGACGACGGCGCUGAUGGAUCCGGGGUGCGGAUCCACGUUGGGGAUGAAGUCGUCGUCACCAGGCGCAAUGCCGACCGCACUGUUUGUGACUGGGAUUUUCCGGCGCCAAACCCAAAAAAGGUUGUGGCCACUGCUUGA